This is a messenger RNA of Saprolegnia parasitica CBS 223.65, 1277 nucleotides long. RefSeq lists its product as hypothetical. The record is from RefSeq and is a predicted model, not a curated record. The transcript is spliced from 7 exons. Gene Ontology annotation, molecular function: GTPase activity; GTP binding. Gene Ontology annotation, biological process: cytoplasmic translation. Lineage: Eukaryota; Oomycota; Saprolegniomycetes; Saprolegniales; Saprolegniaceae. Gene Ontology annotation, cellular component: cytoplasm. The coding region runs from base 6 to 1229 and encodes 407 amino acids.
CAAGCAUGGGGAUCCUCGACAAGAUCAAGGAGAUUGAGGAUGAGAUGAAGCGGACGCAGAAGAACAAGGCCACGGAAGGCCACCUUGGCCAUCUCAAGGCCAAGCUCGCCAAGCUGCGCACGGAGCUGCUUGAAGGCGACAAGUCGAGCGGCGGCGGCGGCGAAGGGUUUGACGUGGCGAGGAGUGGCGACGGCCGCGUCGCGCUCAUCGGGUUCCCGUCCGUCGGCAAGUCGACGCUCUUGAGUCAGCUCACCGACACCGAGUCCGAGACGAACGCCGUCGAGUUCACGACGCUAACGUGUAUUCCCGGCAACCUCAUGUACAACGACGUGCGCAUCCAGCUCCUCGAUUUGCCCGGUAUCAUUGAAGGCGCUGCGCAUGGCAAGGGUCGUGGUCGCGAAGUCAUUGCUGUCUCCAAGUCGGCCGACAUGAUCCUCAUGGUGCUCGAUGCCGGGCGCGAGGAGGGCAACCGCCACCGCGCGAUCCUCGAGAACGAACUCGAGACCGUCGGCCUGCGCUUGAACCGCAACCCGCCGGAUAUUUAUUUCCGCAAGAAGGCCGGCGGUGGCAUCUCCUUCAACGCGACCGUGCGCCUCACGCGCAUGGGGGAUGACCCGUACAAGACCGUCUACAAGAUCUUGCACGAGUACCGGAUCCACAACUGCGAGCUGCUCUUCCGCGAAGACGCGAGCGUCGACGAUCUGAUCGAUGUCAUUGAAGGCAAUCGCAAGUACAUCAAGUGCCUCUACGUCUACAACAAGAUCGACGUCAUCUCGAUCGAAGACGUCGACCGCCUCGCGCGCAACCCGCACUCGGUCGUCAUUGCCUGUGAACACAACGGCCGGCCCGCGCUCAACUUUGACCACUUGCUCGCGACCAUGUGGAAGUACAUGGGUCUCACGCGCGUCUACACCAAGCGCCGUGGCGAGCAACCCGAAUUUGACGAACCCGUCGUCCUCUCGUCGGAACGCAAGGGCACGACGGUCAACGCCGCGUGCAUGUCGAUUUCCAAAGACAUGCUCGACAACUUCAACUAUGCGCUCGUGUGGGGCGUGAGCACCAAGUACAACCCGCAACGCGUCGGGAAAGAGCAUGUGCUCCUCGACGAAGAUGUGCUGCAAGUCAUCACCAAGACGGUCAACCAGCAAAAGCACGACAAGAACUACAACAAGAAGGUCCAGGCCCACUGGGACAAGUACAAGGCUAAGAAGAAGGCGCUCAAGACCUAAGCCAUCCCCCAUCCAAGGCCGAGCGAGAAAACAACGACUGUCUCCCAA